This is a messenger RNA of Macadamia integrifolia, 1291 nucleotides long. RefSeq names its product probable carboxylesterase 17. The transcript has a single exon. The coding region runs from base 67 to 1119 and encodes 350 amino acids. Gene Ontology annotation, molecular function: hydrolase activity. The record is from RefSeq and is a predicted model, not a curated record. NCBI's taxonomy places the organism in Eukaryota, Viridiplantae, Streptophyta, Magnoliopsida, Proteales, Proteaceae.
GGAAGCACCACUAGACAAGGCUGAGUGGAAAAAAUCAUAUCAAAUCUCAUAUUUUCCAUUCAUUGAAUGCGAAGUAAUAGAAUGUCCACCAUUACCUUCAACCCUAGACUGAACCUCCAAAUUGGGAAGGAAAGUCACCAACAUGGUCCUGUAAUUGAAGAGAAUGAAGGGCUCAUCAAAGUGUACAACGAUGGCUACGUUGAACGACUUCCGAUUGUGCCGAAUGUCGCACCCACGGUGGCGGCGCCGGAGCUCGGUGUUAUAUCUAAAGAUGUAAUCAUCGAUAAAUUUACAGGCAUCUGGGCACGUUUUUAUGUGCCUAGAUGUCAAUUAAAGCUUCCUUUAAUGGUUUACUUCCAUGGUGGAGGAUUUUGUGUUGGUUCAGCUUCUUGGAGUUGUUACCAUGAAUUCCUUGCUAAACUAGCUUCCAAAGCUGGUUGUGUGAUCAUGUCUGUGAACUACCGGUUGGCGCCGGAGAAUCGUCUCCCGGCCGCCUAUGAAGAUGGUUGUAACGCCGUCAUGUGGGUGAAGCACGAAGCUCUUAAUGGGUCUGUUGAUCAAAGGUGGUGGUGUAGCCAAUGUAAUUUCUCUAAGGUGUUCUUAGCUGGAGAUAGUGCAGGUGCUAAUAUAGCCCAUAAUGUGGUCUCAAGACUUGGUUCUCUUGUUGCUGCUACUGAUCAAUGUACCAUUCCAAAGCCUUUGUGCAUCAAGGCGGUAAUUCUGAUUCAGCCUUUCUUUGGUGGCGAGGCAAGGACACAUUCCGAGAGGUACAUGACACAGCCGCCGACUUCGGCGUUAACUUUGCCGGCCUCCGACGUCUACUGGCGAUUAUCUCUACCUAUAGGUGCUAACUGUGACAACCCAUGGUGUAACCCUCUUGGUGGAACCAAUUUGGAGGCCUUGAGGCUUCCCCCGACCUUGGUGUGUAUCUCAGAGAUGGAUAUAUUAAGGGAUAGGAACUUGGAGUUUUGUACUGCCAUGGCUAGAGCAGGUAAGAGGGUGGAACAAGUGGUCUACAAGGGUGUUGGGCAUGCAUUUCAGAUUCUAAAUAACUCUCAAGUCUCACAGCUUCGAACCCAUGAAAUGAUCUCUCAUAUCAAAGCAUUCAUGAACCAGUAAUUAAUUAAAAACCUUUGUGAUUUCUUAUAGUAAUAAGAACUAGUUUGUAAAGAUAAUGGGAGGGUAGUUAGAAUUCCUUUCAUCAUGUGCUUACCAUUUCGACUACUCUUACGUUUGAUUCCACAACUACAGUGUAAUUUUUACUUUAUUUGUAUGAAUUUCUUGAAAGAAA